Oreochromis niloticus (Nile tilapia) is the source of this 2331-nucleotide messenger RNA. RefSeq names its product butyrophilin subfamily 2 member A2. Gene Ontology annotation, molecular function: signaling receptor binding. Lineage: Eukaryota; Metazoa; Chordata; Actinopteri; Cichliformes; Cichlidae. The coding region runs from base 162 to 1214 and encodes 350 amino acids. Gene Ontology annotation, cellular component: external side of plasma membrane. The record is from RefSeq and is a predicted model, not a curated record. Gene Ontology annotation, biological process: T cell receptor signaling pathway; regulation of cytokine production. The transcript is spliced from 6 exons.
GAGCUCAGUCUGAUCUUCACACACCCUCAGCCUUCUCUGCUGCUGUGGGAACAGGAAGCAGAUGAAGAAGAGCACCAGAGAGGAAAUCUGUAAAGAAAGUCUUUGAAAGAAAAAGAAAUUCUUUCCAGUGUCUCUGAAAGUGUUUCUUUGAGAGGUGAAGCAUGGCUCUUUGUCUGAUUUGUGGACUUUUUACACUUCGAUUCUCAACCUUCAUUAAUGCUGUCCUCUCUCUAACUCUUCUCGUCUGCAGAGGUUAUUCUCAGGAAGCUCCAACAAAGCAAAUAGUGGCUCUGCUUGGCGAUGAUGUUGUUUUACCCUGUUCUCUGGAACGUCCUGUGGAUGUUUCAGACUUGCAGCUGGAGUGGGCGAGAACAGACCUGAUACCAGGAUUUAUCUACGUGUGGGAGAAAAAUAAAGAAAAUGUGGGGAUGAAACAGCCAUCGUACGUGGGAAGAACCUCACUGUCCUCUGAUAAACUGAACCAUGGAGACGUCUCACUCACUCUCUCUAAAGUACAGCUGUCUGAUGAAGGACUGUACAGAUGUUUCAUUCCACAGCUGGGUCAAAGGUCAUAUGUUCAUCUCAUUGUUGGGUCAGCAUCUACACCCGUCAUAAAGGUGAUGUCAAAUGACAGCAGCAGGGUGGUGUUACAGUGUGAGUCUGCAGGCUGGUAUCCAGAGCCUGAGCUGCUGUGGUUGGACGGUGAGGGAAACCUCCUCUCUGCUGGACCUACAGAGACCCUCAGAGGUCCUGAUGACCUCUAUACUGUCAGCAGCAGAGUGACUGUGGAGAAGAGACACAGCAACAGCAUCACCUGCAGAGUCCAACAGAGGAACACCAACCAGAGCAGAGAGACACACAAACAUGUUCCAGGCUCUGCUGUCACAAAACAACCAUCGGCCACUUUCAUCAUCGUGAUCGUUUGCCUGCUGUACGUUGGUGCAGUUAUCGCUAUCGUUUGGAAUUUCAUACUAUCAAAAAAACCUGACACCAAGGUGAAUGAAACUGAGCUGAAAACAAUGAAACAAAAACGCAGCAGAGCUCCUGCUGACAACACAGAGACCAAAGAAAUAAAAGAAGAGCCGCCAUCAGAACAGCUGGAAGACGACACAUCUGCUGUUGACAUGAGUGAGGUGAUCAAAGAGGGCGAGGAAAACCAGGAAACAGAGACUCAGAGUACGGCACAGCCAUCCUUCACCAGCAGUGAAAACUGAAGAACAAGAAGCUCUCUGAGAGCACAAACCUCAGGCAGCUCACUGUCUGUGCAGUGCUUACUUUUAAGUAAGAAUAGUUUUGUAUUUUUAUAUAACAUUACACUGGAGUAGGAUAAUAAGUAUUUGUAAAUAAAUGGACAUUAAUGACUUGAACCUAUUAUGUAAUAUUACACUGCUGUAUAUUUAUAACUAACAUUUAUUUAUGACUAACUCAUUCAUUCUCCUGACAAUACUUAAAAGAUUUAACACAUUUUGGGGUCAACGUGAAAGAAAGACAGACGUGAAAUGUAAAAGUGAGGUCAGAGGUCAAAUGUGACAUCAGAUUUUAAAUGUACUUUCUACAUGUUCAGAAUACACAGAAUCAUAAGUUUUAAGGCUUUUCUUCUGUUUGUUUUCCACCAGUAAACCAUCAAACAUGACCCCACUCUGAAUCCCUGAAAAGUUUUGUCAGGAUUCAUUCAAACCUUUCCAGCUCUGGUUUACAGAUGCACUGACCCACAGAGACGAUCAGAGGAUGGUAGAAAAGUCCAAACUCUUGAUGUUUUUAACUGCGUUUCACUUUCAGAAGUUACUGUUUUUGUUUUUGAUUAUCGGCUGACAAUUCAUUUCACUUUUCUUUAUGCAGCACCAAAUCACAUCAGCAGUUAACUUCCAGUUAGGUUAACACAUUACAUUGUGUGUUCCCACUAGAGGGAGCUACGUAGCAAUCUGUUGCUAUGACACCAGGAUAAAGCAAGCGGUGUUUACAGCACAGCAACGAGCCAGGAGAUAAAAAGAUGUUCAGAAAUAUAAAAUGUGGAACUUCCUGUUGAUGUGACCUUCCUCUUGUGCAUUUGGUUUUGUGGUUCUUCUUUGGGCGUCGAAUGUAUCUCUGUCAAAGCUGAUGGAUGGUUACAGGGUCAUGAUUGUUGAUUUGUUGAUGCCAUCACAAUCAGAUGAUUCCAAAGACACCAGUGUGUGUUUUUAAAUGAGUCAGUGUGGGUCCUGUUUAAAGCCACAUUUAUGGGCCAUCCAGGCACUAUGUGUUUGUUUUUGUGUUGUGCAGGAGUCUGUUGUUUCUGUUGAUUUUGUAAAUGAUUUCUGUCUUUGUAAAUAAAGUUUCUAAGUUACUCCCUUA